ACAAUUUUAAUGACAUUAUUCCGUUGCUGGCUACUGAGGAGUACUGGUAUGGCUGCUCAUUUGAAAAAACGGGUUUACGAAGAAUUUUCCAAAGUUGUACAGCAACUGCCUCAUGAGGAGGUACCGGCCAAGAAGCUCCGGCUUACCAAGCCCAGUAAAUCAGCAGCGCUCCAUAUUGACCUCUGCAAAGCCACCAAUGCCACAGAUGCCCUGCAGUAUCUCUUGAACUUUGCCCGCAAGCCAGUGGAGGCAGAAAGCGUGGAGGGUGUCGUGCGCAUUCUGCUAGAGCACUAUUACAAGGAGGUAGAUAACUCAGUCAGGCUGAAGAUUGCAUCACUGCUUGGUCUGUUGUCCAAAACGGCAGGUUUCUCCCCUGACUGUAUUGUGGAUGAUGUCAUAAGCACGCUUAACAAUGAUAAGUCUAAACAGGUGCUGGCACAGCUGUUAGACACACUGCUGGUCAUUGGCACACAGCUCCCAGAGAACAUCGCAGUAACUCAGAGGCUUAUCGACGUGGCAUGCAAGCACCUGAACAGCACCUUCUUCGGCGUGCGAAAUAAGUGUCUGCAGCUGCUAGGCUGUUUGGGUACUGUUGAUAAGCCCCUGACCAAAGAGAGCGAGACAGGACCCAGCGCCUCUGCCACACCCCCACGGGAUGUCCCGAGCCUGAUCAGUGACUACUUCAGCGACCAGGACCCCCGCGUUCGCACUGCGGCGAUUAAAGCUAUGCUGCAACUGCAUGAAAGGGGGAUGAAACUCCAACAAACUGUAUACAACCAGGCCUGUAAGCUUUUGAGUGAUGAUUAUGAGCAGGUGCGCUCAGCCGCUGUGCAGAUGGUGUGGGUGCUGAGCCAGCUUUACCCUGAGAGCAUUGUCCCAAUUCCCUCGUCCAACGAGGAGAUCCGACUAGUAGAUGACUCGUUUGGGAAGAUCUGUCAUAUGGUCAGCGAUGGCUCCUGGGUAGUCAGAGUGCAGGCUGCCAAGCUGCUGGGUUCCAUGCAACAGGUGAGCCCGCAUUUCCUGGAGCAGACGCUGGACAAGAAGCUGAUGUCAGAUCUCAGGAGGAAGCGCACAGCACACGAGCGGGCUAAAGAACUCUACACUUCCGGAGAGUUCUCCUCGGGCCGCAGGUGGGCAGACGAUGCUCCAAAAGAGAAAGUGGACACAUCGGGCGUAAACCUCAUCGACUCUGGUGCCUGCGGAGCGUUCGUGCACGGUCUUGAAGACGAGAUGUACGAGGUGAGGAUAGCAGCUGUGGAGGCACUGUGCUCUCUGGCCCAGGCCUCUCCCAGCUUUGCGGAGAAGUGCCUGGACUUCCUGGUGGACAUGUUCAAUGACGAGAUCGAGGAGGUGCGGCUGCAGUCUAUCCACGCACUACGUCAGAUCUCCACCAACAUCACGCUGCGUGAGGACCAGCUGGACACGGUGCUGGCUGUGUUAGAGGACUCAUCACGGGACAUUCGAGAGGCCUUGCAUGAGCUGCUGUGUUACGCUAAUGUGUCGACUAAAGAGUGUAUCCAGCUGGCCCUGCUGGAGCUGUUGAAGAACCUCACUAAGUACCCAACCGAUCGCAACUCAGUGUGGAAGUGUUUGAAGUUCCUUGGUGCCCGCCACCCCACUCUGGUGUUGCCCAUCGUCCCUGAGCUCCUGAGCACACACCCAUAUUUUGACACCCCUGAGCCGGACAUGGACGACCCAGCAUAUAUUGCCGUGUUAGUGCUGGUGUUUAAUGCGGCAAAGUCUUGCCCCACCAUGCCGGCUCUGUUCUCAGACCACACCUUCCGCCAUUAUGCCUACCUGCGUGACAGCCUUUCCCACCUGGUGCCUCAGCUCCGAUUACCGGGCAGGAAACAGGUGGCAGGCACAAGCUCCGAGACUUCGGGGGUCGGCGCCGGCAGCCUGGAAUCGGCACAGCACUUCCUGCAGGAAAGCCUGGCCCGGGUCAGCACCCUGCAGAACCUGGACUCACCUGGAGCUCAGGAGCUGCUGCACUUCACCAUCAGAGAUCUGCAGAGGCUGGGGGAACUUCAAACGGAUCUGGCUGGAUCAGCAGACUUCUGUGCCACUUACUUGCACUGUCAACUUCUCCUUAUGAAGGCUCUACAGGAGAAACUGUGGAACAUGGCUGUGCCUCUUUGUCUGAAACAGAAUGCUAUGGCAUCUACUGCUGCUCAGCAGAUCCUAGAGGAGACAUACAAGUUGGAAUUCCUGUACAGUGGCCUGGAGUCACGUCAGGUCGCCACUAUUCACAAUGUGCGGCUGCAAGCCAAGGCUCUGCAGCUCAUACUCAUUGCCCGCACCAAACGAGGAGUUGAGCCUCUCCUUGCGCUGUGUGAGAAGUUUCUACAGGAAGUGGAGGCAUUUCAAAGGCUCUUCAUCACAGAGCUGCCCCACUUUCAGGACAGUUUUGUGGAGAAGCUUCUGGAACUCAUGCCCAGACUUGUGGCUUGUAAACCACUGGACUUGGUGAAGAUUCUCCAGACCACUCUGAGACAAAGCAGAUUCAUCCACCUCAAACUGCCUGAGCAGAUCCACCGAGCUUUAGCAACAAUCAUUGAACCAACAGGGGAGUCAGACAACCCGCUGCGCUUUACGUCUGGUCUGGUAGUGGCAUUAGACAUUGAUGCAACCUUGGAACAUGUGCAAGAGCCUCAAACAGUAGUCAAAGUGCAGGUACUCUACCCAGAUGGACAGUCUCACAUAAUCCAUCCCAAACCUGGAGAUUUUAGGACACCAGGACCAGGGAGGGUACGGCUCAUCACUCAGGUGUAUCUGUCCCACUCAGCCUGGACAGAGCCAUGUCAGAUUGAGGUGAGGUUACUCUUGGCCUACAGCUCCAGUAGUAGCAAACUUGCUGCUCCUAAGCCAGCCUGGAACGAGAGCAUGGAAGGCCUCCCAACAAGUGAGAACUUAAUCGAGGGCACCAUCAACCUCAGCAAGCCUGUCAAGGUCUUCAUUAUGCCAAAGCCUGCUCGCCGCUAACCCAGGACAGGAAGAAGCAAACAAACAGCAAACAAAUUGUGGAAUGCCGAGGCAAAGACUAUUGACUGAAUCUAUAUUUUCUGCAUUAGCAGUGCUUUUAUUAUUUAAAAAAAAAAAAGCAAAAGUAAUGAUUUUCUCUCAUGUGUAGUCUUCCAUCCAAAUAAACACCUUUUUUUGUAUUUUAAGUAAAUGGUCAUUUUUA
Molecule: messenger RNA, 3184 nt
Organism: Electrophorus electricus (electric eel)
Lineage: Eukaryota; Metazoa; Chordata; Actinopteri; Gymnotiformes; Gymnotidae
Gene: ints4
Product: integrator complex subunit 4
Biological process (GO): snRNA processing
Cellular component (GO): integrator complex
Source: RefSeq, a predicted model, not a curated record